Messenger RNA from Nerophis ophidion (straightnose pipefish), 4771 nucleotides. RefSeq names its product major histocompatibility complex class I-related gene protein-like. The coding region runs from base 1 to 1521 and encodes 506 amino acids. Gene Ontology annotation, cellular component: external side of plasma membrane. The record is from RefSeq and is a predicted model, not a curated record. The transcript is spliced from 8 exons. Gene Ontology annotation, biological process: immune response. NCBI's taxonomy places the organism in Eukaryota, Metazoa, Chordata, Actinopteri, Syngnathiformes, Syngnathidae.
AUGGAGCUCUCCCCUAUCCUACACUUUCUCUUCUGUCAAUGCUACCAGACUGCAACAAUACCCACAUUUUGGCAAACUGCAACCGUCAUCCCAGUACCGAAUAAAUCCAGACCCGCAGAACUCAACCAUUACCGCGUCAUAGCCCUCACAUCCAUAAUUAUGAAGUGCCUGGAGAAACUGCUGCUCCAUAUCAUCUUUCCAGUUGUCACCCCACACCUGGACCCCCUCCAAUUUGCCUACAGGACCAGGAGGGGUACAAAGGAUGCUGUGGCCUGCCUGCUGCAUCUCCUCCUCCAGCAUCUGGACUUUCUAGGCAACUUUGCCAGGAUCCUCUUUGUGGACUUCAGCUCCGCCUUCAACUCCCUACAGAAGCAUCUACUGAUCCAGAAACUACACCAUCUCAACAUCCCCCCUCAGCUGAUCCACCUCACCCACAACUUCCUCACCAACCGACUGCAAGCAGUUGUGAUUCACACGCUGCAGUAUUUCACCACUGCAUCCUCUCAAGUUCCAAACUUCCCAGAGUAUGUGGAGGUUGGUUAUGUUGAUGAAGUUGAGAUGAGUUACUAUGACAGCAACAUCAGGAAAACAGAAUCCAAACAGGACUGGAUGAACAAAAUCACAGCAGAGGAUCCAAACUACUGGCAGAUAGAAACAGAGAUCAAUGUUGUUAAAGAACAUGUCCUCAAAGACAACAUUGAAAUACUUAAGAAGCGUUUCAACCAAACUGGAGGUGUUCACACUUACCAGGUGAUGUCAGGAUGUGAAUGGAAUGAUGAGACUGAUGAGGUUAAAGGUUGGUUACAGAUCAGUUAUGAUGAAGAUUUCAUAUCGUUGGACAUGAAGACAUGGACAUGGACCGCAGCAAAACAACAAGCUUUCCCCACCAAACUCAAGUGGGACCAAGAAAUAUCUAGACUGGACUACUAUAAGUAUUAUUACACUGAGCUAUGUCCUUCUUACUUGAAGAAGUAUGUGGAGUAUGGGAAGAAGGUCCUAAUGAGAACAGAGCUUCCAGAGGUGUUCCUCCUCCAGAAGACGCCAUCCUCUCCGGUCAGCUGCAUGGCGACAGGUUUCUACCCCGACCGAGCCGACUUGUUUUGGAGGAAAGACGGCGAGCAGAUCUUGGAGGACGUGGAGCACGGAGAGCUGCUCCCCAACCACGACGGAACCUUCCAGCUGUCUGUGGAGCUGAAAGUGGAGGUGACGGCCAAGGUGGAGGGCAAGUACGAAUGUGUGUUCCAGCUGUCUGGCGUCAAGGAGGACCUGGUCACCAAGCUGGAGAGAAAAAGCAUCCUGAGCAACGCAAGCCAUGAAGGUGUCAAACAAAUCAAUCAUACCAUACCAACAGGCAACGUGAGCGUCACUGCCACGCUGGCGGUCCUCGCUGUGGUGGUCCUCCUGGCGGCCCCCAUCAUCAUCAUCAUAUUCACCAUCAAGCGUCGCCGAAGCAGACAAGCCCAAUACGAUCCAGCUGCUGGUGACGGUGGUAACGAGCUCUCAGAGAGACGUGCAGGCUGAAGGCUGAGUGACACACAGCAGUCGGCACACAGUGAGGACUUUGCUUUUUCACGCACCUCCAAAUGUUCUUCUGACUUUGUGUGAAGAUGAUGUUCACUCUGCCACAUGCUAACAUCUGCACUUGGAUUCACCUGCUUUUGUUGGGAAUGUGCUGAGUCAUCUUCUUCCUCCAGCAUGCUUUGUGCACUGGAACACAGAGAGAUGUCUCCAUCGCUGAGGGACCUCAUCACACUUGGACUUUUCUUUCACAUCUGCACAAAUUGCUCCUCAUCUUACAUGAUGUCUUCUUUGGCUGUUUAUGGCUGAGAAAACAGCUUCAAUCUGCAUUUUCCAACAAUAUUUUGCCAGUGAAUCAUGUUGAUGUUGAUCUUUGUGUCCAUGUAGUUGUGAUGUCAUCAUUUGGGGCUCAUGUGUCAUCACAUUGACAAGGAUUUCUUCUUUCCUUUUCAAACCAAUAGACAGCUGCUUAUCAGCGAAUAUCACCUUGUGUCACAUCUCAUCAUUAUUUUUACACAUAUUUUGGAACAAUAGUACCAUUUUUAAGUACUUUUGUAUGUUAAUGUUAAUUGUUUUUUAUGUAACAUUUAAGAACGAUGAUUAUGAGAACUGCUGUCCAGUUGUUAUAUCUUGUUUUCUGAUUACAUUAGUCUCAUUUGCAAUAAAGUUGCACUUCCAAGACCAUUAGAUGGCAGCACUGUAUAACUAUUUAUGGUAUGUUGUCAAACUAGAAAUUAUCUUUUUUCCAGGAAAACAAAUUUGUUAGGUUGCGCCCUACAAAGUGUCAAUACUGUAAGAAUUGUCCUCCUAACACAAAACUGUAACUAUAAUUUUAGUUGUCGUUUCCUUUACCAAAUUCCAAGGUGUUGAAAUUGCCAUGUAAAAUCGCUCAUGUUAAUAGUAGCCUGUCUAUGGCAAAUCCUAUGUAAAUUAGCAAUAAGCUAGAGCAUUUUGGAAGAGUGUCGCAUUACUUUACGUUUGCGCUGUUUUUAUUAAGCACACUGUGUUGGUGUUGAAAAUGGCAACAUGACUUAGAGGGAGUUUUGCUGAGUCCGGCCUGAGUGCUGCUUGAGUGAUAGUUUACGUGAGCCCGUGUUUAGUCUGAAAGCAGACAUGACCUCACAUGCAACAAAGGUAUCGAACUACGGCACAGUUUAAUUUUAGGUGAAUUGAUAGUACCAAGGGAAUUCGGUCAUUACCUACAAAAGUACUGAACUUGGUAGCCAACCCUACCAGUUAGUGUGACAGAGGGGGACAGUGACACAAUAAUUUUAUGACAAAGUGUUGCGAAAUAUUUUUUGUUUUUUAAACAAUUUGCUGUAUUUCCGUUCCUUUUUGCAUAGUCAUAUUUUUGCUUGAUUGCCAAACAUGCCGAGGAUGUCAUUUGGGAAGUAAACAAGACCUCGAUGAAGAACAUCAACUCUAUGAGCACAAGGAAGAAGCACAGCCCCUCCACAUUAAAGAGGAAGAAUAGGUAACACAGCCCCCCCACAUUAAAAAGGAAGUGGUGGAGCCACAGUCUUCCCACAUUAAAGAAGAAGCAGCGGAACAAAACAUCAGUCAGGCGGGAGAUCAUUCUGAAGGACUGGUGGAGUUCCCAGUGACUGGUGUCCCUGUGAGGAGUGAAGGUGAUGAGGUCAAAGGUGAAAGUGAGGAGAAGAGAGAGGCGGAGCCUCCAAGCAGCAGCUCAACACAACAAAUGACAACAGAAGCUGAUGGAGACCACUGUGGAGGAUCACAAGCAGACAAACUCUUAGCUCCACUAUCAGAUAGUGAGGACACAACAUCACACUCUCCUGACACUGAUGAUGAAGACUCUAAAGAUGAUAAGACAUGUCACACUGACAACACUCACUUCAAAUGUUCUCUCUGUGACAAAACCUUUAAAUACUAUAGUUAUCUUGAAAGACACAUGAGAACACACACUGGAGAAAAACCUUUUUCUUGUUCAAUCUGUGGCUUAUCUUUUACAAGGAAGGACAAUAUGAAAGAGCACACAAGAACACACACAGGAGAAAAACCUUUUUCGUGUUCUGUGUGUGAUUCAAGGUAUGUCCGAAGUCAAGAUUUGAAAUUACCCCUGAAAAGACACACUGGGGAAAACCUUUUUAAAUGUUCUGUGUGUAAUUUAAGUUUUGUUCGAGGGGAAAAUUUGAAAACCCACAUGAGAACACACACAGGAGAAAAACCUUUUUCUUGUUCAGUGUGUGGUGUAUUUUUUACACAGAAUGCAGGUUUGAAAAGACACAUGAGAACACACACUGGAGUUAAACCUUUUUCCUGUUCAGUCUGUGGAACAGGUUUUGUACACAAGAACAACUUGAAAACACACAUGAUAUUACACACUGGAGAAAAACCUUUUUCCUGUUCAAUCUGUGGCUUAUCUUUCACAAGGAAGGAACAUAUGAAAGAGCACAGAAGAACACACACCGGAGAAAAACAUUUUUCGUCUUCUGUGUGUUAUUCAAGGUAUGCACGAAGUCAAAAUUUGAAAACACACAUGAGGAUACACGCUGACACAAAAGUGUUGAGUUGCAGUGUGUGUGUUGAAAGAUUCUCUCAUGAGUACCAACUUAACAAACACAAGUGUGCUGGUGAGACCAGCAGCAGUAAAAUAGAAGCGCUUCACAGACCUCCACCAGGCCAAAUCUUCCAGUAGUAACUAUCCUUCAAAAGAAGGCUGAAUCCAAAUGAUGAUCAGGAUCAACACCGAAAUUGAAUCAUUUGUUCCUUAUCUAAUUUCUGACAUGUCCUGAAAGUUUCAUUAACAUCUGACUAUAAUUGGUUUUUGUUACGAUUCCAACUAAAUGACAAUCAAACAAACCCCAAAUCACGUUUAGGUAUUUUUCAAUGACUUCAAUAACAAACAUGUAAAUAUGUUUCUUAGUUACACAUCCUGAAAAACAACAUCCAUACAACAGUUUAUAUUUAUUAUUCAUUCUUACUAAUAUGUUUUGGUGUGUACUACUAAUAUGUGUGUACUAACACAUCAAUUUGUAUUUCUGCAAAUAUUUAAGAAGUGAUGAUGAUGUUAUGGUUCAGUGUGCCCCCUCACAGGCUGGCUGUCACCAAAACAAGUCUCCACCAUGGUGGUGCUAGCGGUCCUACUACUUGUACUUGUACACUAUAUAAUAUAAUUAAGCACACCUUUUGUAAGAUAGAUGUUUUUGUGUGUACUUUCAAUUUGAAACCAGCGCUGUAUCCUAUACAUGUGACCUUGUAUAAUAAAAUGUAUGUUUUUUAAAUUUAACAA